Oryza brachyantha (malo sina) is the source of this 2333-nucleotide messenger RNA. RefSeq names its product cell cycle checkpoint protein RAD17. Gene Ontology annotation, biological process: DNA repair; mitotic DNA replication checkpoint signaling; DNA damage checkpoint signaling. Gene Ontology annotation, molecular function: chromatin binding. Bases 1 to 1851 code for a protein of 616 amino acids. Lineage: Eukaryota; Viridiplantae; Streptophyta; Magnoliopsida; Poales; Poaceae. The transcript is spliced from 12 exons. The record is from RefSeq and is a predicted model, not a curated record.
AUGGGGAAGCGGCCGCCGGUUGUAGUCCUCUCCUCUUCUUCCGACGAAGACGAGGGCCGGGGGCGCCGCGCGGCUAGCCGCGGCCCCUCGGCACGGAGGACAAGGACUCCUGCGACGGCGCCACCGCCGGCGCAUGCAACGAGCGGCUCGAGGAAGAAGGCGCGACGCGUGGGUAGCUCCGGGAGGGGGCGCCGUCGCGCUGCGGGCCCCGCACCGUCCGGCUCUCUAAAGGCUGAAUUUGAUAUGCUUUCUGAAGAUUUUUCUGAAUGUCUAAAUGACUUGGGCAUGGCAGGAUCUAUAUGUCAAACAGAAGAACUUUGGGUUGAAAAGUACAAACCAAACUUGUCAUCCGAGCUCGCAGUUCACAAAAAAAAGGUUGAAGAUGUAAAGAAAUGGUUGGAAGAAAAGCUGAAGGCACCAAAGGGAACAUUUGGAGGAUGGACUCUUGUCCUUACUGGCCAGGCUGGUGUCGGAAAAUCUGCAACCAUCAAAGCACUUGCUCCUGAACUUGGUGUCGAGAUAUGUGAGUGGACAGCUCCAGUACCGACACUAUGGACAGAACAUUUGCAUGCUAACUCAGGACUUCGGUAUAUAUCCAAGCUGGAAGAAUUUGAAAACUUUGUCGAGAAGAUACGGAAAUAUUCUUUACUUUCUCCAACCAGCAUUGGAUCCCAAAGAAAGCUCACUAUCGUCCUGAUUGAUGACAUCCCUGUAACAAGCGGAAGAGUUUCUUUUGCAAGAUUAGGAAAAUGUUUGACAGGUCUAAUUCAAAGUACUCAAGUACCAACUGUAAUUUCACUUACCCAAUAUCAUAAAACUGAGAACAACGAUACUGCAACUUGGAACUCUGAGGAUCUUGAGUCCUUACUUCAGAGUGCUGGUGCUCGUAAGAUUGCUUUCAAUCCCGUAACCACAAAUUCUAUCAAGAAAAUUCUUGUUAGAAUAUGCAAAAAAGAAGGCUCUGACUUAACUGAAGAAUUAUUGCAUCAAAUAGCUACAUCCAGUGGAGGUGAUAUCAGACAUGCAAUAAUGUCUCUGCAGUACUAUUGCCUUAAUCCAAGAAGGCUAAACUCUGCUUUGACAACAACUACCAUUCUGCCUGUUUUGAAGAGCAGUGGUACUCUAGUUCCAGUGCAAGAUGAUUAUGGUUUCAGCUAUGUAAUAUCUACCGCAUGUGGGAGAGACGAGACACUUUCAUUAUUCCAUGCAUUGGGGAAAUUUUUGCACAAUAAGAGGGACACAUAUGUCAAUGUCGCUGUAGAUGUGGAUUCGUUUCCUUUGAAAGAAAAACUAAGAAGAAAUCCACACAAAAUGGAAGUUCCGGAGAAAAUUUUGUCUCAAGCACAUGGAAAAGUACGGACAGUUGCUGAUUUUCUAUAUGAAAAUGUUCUUGAUUUCAUUGACAAUGAUGCUAUUGAUGAUGCAUGGACUGUGAUAUCAUAUUUGAGUGAGGCAGAUUGCCUUCUUGCUGGUAGUCCAAUUUCGUCUGCUCGUUGGAUGGUAAAUGAAUCAUAUGAAUCAGAAAGCAUGACACAACUUAUUGCAGCUUCCGUUGCAGCACGGGGAGUGCUUUUUGGAAAUGCACAUGUCUCAUCAUCCAGGUGGCAUACAAUCCGCAGCCCAAGAGUUUGGCAGAUUGAGCAGUCAUUUCGAUCCAGAAAGGAUCUGAUUCUUAGAGAAAGAUAUGAUUGUUCGAGUACAUCUGGUUCUCGCAAUUUCGCUGACAUAGUCACAGAAUUUAAACCAUUUGAGAGAUGGAUUAGUCCUUGUAAUGAUAUUUCUAGAAGUAAUUCCGUGGACCACAAUGUAGAAGCAAGCAGUUCUGAAGAAGAAGAGAUAGAAGACUGGUGAAACUGGUAAAAUUAUGUACCUGUGCACCAGAUCCUGGACUUCUGGAUAUCAGGAUGCAUUGCUAUCAUGAUGUAUACCUGCCAAAACAGCUAACCCAAAAGUUGUUGGUCGCUUACAGUGGCAUUGGUUGGUUUUGCAAGACUGCCUUUUUUGCGUACCGAAUCGAAAAGGCAGCUUGAAAUCAUUUUUUGGCUAUCAAUGGCUUGGAGUCUUUGUGAAGCAUAUUCAGCCUACGAAAGCAUUUUUUGGGAGUUCAAAUUAGACCGCUGAUUACUGGAGCUGGCCUUGGCGACAGCAUCGUUCUUAUCAAAAGUGACGAGGCUUUAGCUUUACUGCUUCACCAUGUUCAUAUCGAACCAAAUGUAACUCUAGAUUCUAAUUAUAUAGUAGUAGUAGUUAGCAAGUACUGGUUAGUAUUACUCUAUAAUGAUCCAUAGAGGACAUUAGAAACUGUUUGAUGCAAAGGCCAAAAUGUUUGAAUU